This is a messenger RNA of Psilocybe cubensis, 1995 nucleotides long. RefSeq lists its product as uncharacterized. Lineage: Eukaryota; Fungi; Basidiomycota; Agaricomycetes; Agaricales; Agrocybaceae. Bases 1 to 1995 code for a protein of 664 amino acids. The record is from RefSeq and is a predicted model, not a curated record. The transcript has 6 exons.
AUGGGUCUCCCGGAGGAAUUUGAAAGUAUCUUGAAAGAAGCAGUCAACUCUAAACGUUUGUCUGCCUCGAAAAUAACGAAUUUGACAGAGAUUGCCAUGAGAAAUAUGGAGCACGAUACCCAACUUGUUUCCGUUCUCUAUCGCAACCACAAAUCACUGCCUACAGCCGCUGCCAAAGUUGCGAGCCUUUAUAUAUUCGAUGCGCUUGCGAGGGCUGCUAAGCAUCAUGCUACAAAACACAACCUCUCGGGCGACGCCUUUACUCAUCCAGGCAAUUCCGCUUCUUUUUUGUUUAAAAUGGGUGGGGUAGUCGAAGGUUUAUUCCAGGACAUGCUUGCGACUCAGUCUCCUGAAACCAAGGAAAAGACCAAGAAAAUUCUUGACAUAUGGAUAAAGGGCAACACAUUCCCACCUACCAUUUUGUCUCAAUUAGCAGCAAUUUUCAACGAAGUGGAAAAAGAGCCGGACUCGAAAUCGAUGUCGACCACGGAUCCCCGAACUGCGAACCCUACCUCUCAAGUGCCACCCCCGUCUGCAAGUCCAAUUACACCAGUACAACCGGUCGAAGUGCCCCCAGUGCCUGCUACCAUUCGCCCGAACAUUCCAACAAUGGCUGGAUUGGACCCACAAGCUGCUCUUUUAGCAUUACUAACACAGGCUGCAGCCUCAAGUACGAAUAUACCACCACCGAUGAACCCGCGAAUAGCUACAGCUACAAAUAUUGUUGGAUCAUCUCAUUUAGAUGCUACCCAUCUAGCCGUCAUACAACAGUUAGCACACACGGCUGCAUCUGUACCACCUACCUCACAAUCUUUAACCCCAGCAGAGUUUGUAAAUAUCCAGAAAUUUCCCUCCUCUUCUGGUGUUAAUGGUAUUUCACACAAUCUACCCCAUGUUCGAAAUGAGCCUCGAGCAAUGGUCAGAGGAUAUCGUAGUCCCGAGAGCGAAACCCGCCCUGAUCCUCGUUUUGACGAGCGUGACAAUGUGAGAGGAAGGUAUAGAAGCAGUUUUCGAAACAGAGGCCGUGGUGAUAAAUUUCAAGGACGCGACUGGGAUUCUCGUGACCGUGACCGUUAUAGAGACAAAGAUCAGAGCCCUGCCCGUGGGGGUAGAGGAGGGCGAAGCCGAUCUAGAAGCCCUUCGAGUAGAUACGGAGGCAGAAAGGAUUCACGUUACUUUAGUCCACCUCGGAGACCGCAGCUUGCAUCCCAGUAUCCUGCCGAACGAGACCCUGCUGCUAGUGGGGAUAAUGAAACUGGCAAGGAUGAAUUUGGAAGGGAUAUUCGACCAGGAUCGCCUACACCACCUCCUGCUGUAAAUAACGACAAAUCACCUAUCUCAUCGACUCUACCCACAUUGGCCCAAUCUUCCAAAACAUCAUUAUCAACGAGUAAUCCGGAACAAUCACAUCAUGAACAAAAUUUUGUAUCAUCUUUGGUAACUGCGAAUACAUCAAACAAACCUAGUGCAUCCGAUGCCAGUAAAUCAAACGCAAAAGACCUUGGGAUGGACCAUUUUAAUUACUCGACAUUUGAUUAUACCUCUCCCAGUUCGUGGGAAGCACUCGGAAAGAUGUGGCAGGUCACCCAUGGUUAUUUGCCUUCGACCGAAGAACUCAUGCAGUUUGUGAUGUCAACUGGUAUGAAAAACUCUAAUGGAGCGUUCGAUGCUACAAAUCAGUCAAGUGAAGCUAUGCAUCCCUCAUCAAACAAUGGCAGAGACAAUCGAAGCGAUGUGCUCCCGAGAGGUCAAGGGGCGAAUGUCUAUGGGGACAACCGAAAUUUUCAUGGUCCUGGUAGCCUAGUAUCCAACAAAACCAGUCAGGGGAUAUAUACGGGUACGAAAUACUCUUCGGGGGGGGAUCAUUUCGUCAGAGAACAACCUGUUGGAAAACAAGAAAAUUCUGAGCCAUCAAACCCCUCCAACUCAGGCAAAAUGCAACGAGUCGGAGAUAAAUGGGUUUUCGUUCGUGGGAUGGCGAUGGACGUUUCAUGA